CAUCUUUUCUCUGCUUGUGUUCUAUAUUGUGGAUCUUCAGUCUGGAUACAUUCAUUAGAGAACAACAUUUCAAAUUAUUUUAUAUUAAUUAGAAUAUUUUGACUUCAUGCUCUUUGUCGAGUUUGGUUUCACUAAUAAUAAACAUUUGCAUAAAGCAUCGAUAUUUGUCAGUGCACAUGUUGCUUAGAACAUUAAAAACAAAGUAUUAAUAUGUGGUACAUAUUGAACAGAUAGAAAUGUGUGAUUGAAUUGCGAUUCAAUAUUUUAAGCCCUUAUUUUACGAUGAAGUGAGGUUCAGUUACCAGCGUGACACUAAAACAGGUAGUAAUAAUCACUACUUUUUACUGAAGAACAUCUCAGAGCUCAAGCUGCAACAUGGUUUAGGGACCUAAAACUAUUUAUACUAAAUAACCUUGGGAGCAGUGGUUCUGCUUUGGAAUGUGUGGUUGUAGGAUAUACAUGUAAUUAUAAUAAUGAAUAAUUAUAAUAAUAUAAUAAUAUAUACAAUAAUUCAUUUUAAGGUAAUUUUGUUUUUGACAGAAAUCAUUUUGUAUUUUUUUCUCUUCGGUUUGUCUACCAUGAGGCUAUAAUCUAAAUUCACUGAUGUACAAAAUAUUGUCAUUGAAACAUGUUAAUUUCUGUCCAACUUUUUUUUUUUAUAUUUUGAAGAUGCAGUAUAGUACCACACACACACACACACACACACACACACACACACACACACACACACACACACACACACACACAGAGAGAGAGACACAUGAACAAAAGCUUUAUCAACCAUCAGUGACAUAAAAACACUUAUUCUUUUGGCUGCUCCCAUUAGGGGUCUCCACAGCAGAUCAUCCAUCUCCAUCCCCCCGUCCUCUAUCUCUGCCUCUUUCAAACCAACUACCAGCAUGUCUUCCCUCUCACACAUCCAUAAACCUCCUCCUUGAUGUUCAUCUUUUACUUCUUCCUGGUGUCUACAUCCUCAGCAUUCUCCUACUGAUAUACCCCAUGUCCCUCCUCUGCACACUGUCCUCAUACAUGUCCUGCACCACCCUCACAUACUUCUGACACACCCCACUUCCUCAUACAAUAAGCGACAUAAAAACACAAUUUUGUGCAGACGUGUGAACAAUGUCAUGCAUUUCGUUACUUUGUACCUGCACUAUACAAUGACAAUAAAGUUCUAUCUAUCUCUCUCUCUCUCUCUCUCUCUCUCUCUCUCUCUCUCUCUCUCUCUCUCUCUCGCGAUCUAUCCAUAUAUCUAUGGUGUGUAACACCAACCUGAUGUCUAAAUAUUUACAGAAUUAUGGUAUGGGUGUGUUGUGUAGAAGUGGUGUUGUGUGGCUGCAUGUGUUUAACACAAACUUGUGUUGCUCACUUUAUAGAGCAGAAAUGUGCCUAUAAAUAUCAGUCGACACGGUGACACAACACAUUCAUGACUACAGACAUUUUCAGAUGUGUAAUUACUAACCAGAUUAUUAAGUUUAUUAACAGUGAGGUUUAGCAAAAGUAAAAAUAAUUAAUAAUUUGUCAGGAUGCCUUUAUGCUUUAUUUGAUUCAGAGUGAACAAUCUGCUUUAUUUGUAUAAUAAUUUGUAUACAUAAUGAUGUUCUCCUGUUCAUUUUGUUCGUUUAUGAAUCAUCAGAGAAUCAGUAAACAUGUUGGAACAGCUGAAACCAAAUUCCUUGUGUGUCAACACACUUGUCCAAUAAACUUUGAUAAAAGCCAGUCAGCUCCUAAACAGAUGGAAUUCAUUUAAACCUCACACCCAAUCAAACUAUUUUGAUUACCAUGUUUUUUUGUAAACAAUUUCAGAACUAGUUUUAGUGUUUUAGAAAGAGGAAAGUCUUCAUUAGUCGUUAAAAAGAGGAAGUGACUCAGAUAUUCAGACAUCUAGCGGAAGUUUAUUCCACUACAUCAGUGCUACAACAGAGAAGAGGUACACCUACCUUGAUGUACACCUACCUCAUAUCCUGCGAGAAGUUGGGACCAGUCGAGCAGUGCUGGAAGAUCUCAGGCAGCAUGCUGCAGUGUGAGGAGUUAUCAGAUCUUUGAGGUGAAGAUGAUGGAGCUGAAGAGAAGUUACAAUUGCAGGAGAAAGAGCUGGAAGCUGAGAGUGGCUGCUUUGAUCACCAUGACAAGUCUGUUUGUGUUCAUGAUCCUGCGAUUUAACAACCAGAACAACAAAUCACAAAACACGCUUAGCAAAACAAAAUCUAAUUCAGAACAUCUGGCAUCUCCAGAUGUGCUCCUGAGUUCUACCUACAAAUGUGAGACAAACUUGUCUGCAUCAAACAUCUCCGGCUUUUCCACUUUCCCAAAGCGCACCCAAGACUUCCUGUUUUACCGGCACUGUCGGCAUUUCCCCAUGCUGCUCAACGUUCCCGGGAAGUGCGGUGGUCCUGAGAACUCUGCUGAUGUUUUUCUGCUGCUGGUCAUCAAAAGUUCUCCACCUAACUACGAAAGGCGAGAGGUUCUGCGCAAAACGUGGGCGUCCGAGAGACUUGAGAAUGGUGUCUGGAUCCGCACUGUGUUCUUAUCUGGAACUACAGGACAGAGCUUCGAGAAGGAACGACUGAAUAAACUCUUGGAGAUGGAGAACCGUGAGAACCAGGACAUUAUUCAGUGGGAUUUUGAAGAUUCCUUUUAUAACCUCACACUGAAGCAGGUCUUGUUCCUGGAGUGGAUGGAGAAGUUCUGCCCAGAUGUGCACUUUCUCCUUAAUGGAGAUGAUGAUAUUUUUGCCAACACAGACAACAUGGUGCAGUAUCUCAAAGGGUUAGAUGAUAACGAUGGAAGUAAACACCUGUUUACUGGAGCCGUAAACCUGUUAAUGGAGCCGAUCCGAGAACCUGGCAGUAAAUACUACGUCCCUGUCCAAAUCUAUGCAUUAGACAGUUAUCCUCCAUACUGCGGAGGAGGCGGCUUUCUGUUGUCACGUUUUACUUCUAGAAUCAUCUACAACAUGUCUCACUCCAUCGCUCUGAUCCCCAUAGAUGAUGCUUACAUGGGAAUGUGUCUGGAAAAAGCUGGACUUAAACCCGUUUUCCAUAUUGGAGUGAAGACCUUCGGCCUGUACAUCCCCUCUGACAAGCUGGACUUGUACGAUCCGUGCUACUACCGUGAGGUUCUCCUGGUCCACAGGUUUCUUCCACACCAAAUCUUUAUUAUGUGGCAUGAAAUUCAUCGGGAAGAUUUGGUUUGUGGAAGGAAAGGAUUUUCCGAGCAGAUUGUCACCAUGUCCAAGAACUGAAUGGAGAACUGGCAGGAAGCACAAAACUUUCAGACACUGUUUAUUCUCAGAAAUCAAACUAGAUAGAUAGAUAGAUAGAUAGAUAGAUAGAUAGAUAGAUAGAUAGAUAGAUAGAUAGAUAGAUAGAUAGAUAGAUAGAUAGAUAGAUAGAUAGAUAGAUUUUUUAUUGUCAUUGCACAGGGUAAAACAAAAUGAAGUGUCAGUCCUUAUGGUAGAAGUCUGUGAAUUGUGUAAACAUAAGUGCAUGUAAAGCAAAUAUUUCCAAGAAUUUUCUGAUGGUGUUUCUUUAUAUUCAGUUCUCUAAUUUUCUAAGGUAGAAGGAAAUUUUCCUGGAUGUUCCUGUUUCUGCAUGAUGUGAUGCAUCUGAAGCGUCUCUGCAUAGCAGCAGGAGCUGAAUAGUUCUUCCAGGGAGUGCAAUAAGCAGCUGAUGAUUUUUUAAAAGGUGUUGAUAAUUCUCUGAACGGCUUUCCUCUCUGCUGCGGAUCAUCUGGUGUACCAUACGGUGAUACAGUACGUCAGAAUGCUCUCAAUAGAGCAGCGAUAGUGAGACAACAGCAAAUCCUCAUGGAACUUGUUUUAAUUAGGAGUCCUCAGGAAGUCGAGUCACCAUGUGCGCUGUAUACCAAUGCUGUAGUGUUUCUAGACAGUUGGGACUACUUCAGCAUAUAUGUACUCAAGAACCUGAAAGUGAAGACCUUUUCCAAACAAUCACUAUUGAUGUAGAUCGGAUAAGUACAGUGCUAUUGUAUGCAUACAUAAGUCUAUGCUAAGUUCCUUUGUUCCUUUGGUGUUUAGAAUGUUUUCAGUGCAACACACACAAACCUGCACAUUGUACUGUUUUAAAAUAUAUCAACUGCUUUUUUUUUCUGACCAAUCACAAGCCAGAACUCCACAGGCACCUGGGAACAUAACAUGUUUUAGGGACCUAAAAGUGUUUAUACUCAAUAAUCCUGGGGUUGUUGAGGUACAUGUAACAAAAAAUAGAUUUCUUCUUUUCCUUC
Molecule: messenger RNA, 4245 nt
Organism: Silurus meridionalis
Lineage: Eukaryota; Metazoa; Chordata; Actinopteri; Siluriformes; Siluridae
Product: N-acetyllactosaminide beta-1,3-N-acetylglucosaminyltransferase 3-like
Exons: 3
Coding region: 2054-3244 (396 amino acids)
Cellular component (GO): membrane
Molecular function (GO): hexosyltransferase activity
Source: RefSeq, a predicted model, not a curated record